Molecule: messenger RNA, 985 nt
Organism: Photinus pyralis (common eastern firefly)
Lineage: Eukaryota; Metazoa; Arthropoda; Insecta; Coleoptera; Lampyridae
Gene: HSPC300
Product: probable protein BRICK1-B
Exons: 4
Coding region: 402-974 (190 amino acids)
Biological process (GO): regulation of actin polymerization or depolymerization; cell motility; actin filament organization
Cellular component (GO): SCAR complex
Molecular function (GO): protein-containing complex binding
Source: RefSeq, a predicted model, not a curated record
UCCAUAGUCUAGUUCAGAGGUCAGAGCAAGACAGACAGUCGGCAGUCCCCAUCUGUUAUGAAUCACAAAUAUCAUUGGGAAUUUCGUAAUUUUUGAUCUUUUAAAAUUUACAGCAGGAAGAAUUUAGGGUAAUUAAAUUAGAAGCUAUCCAAAAGCAAAUUCAACAGGAUUGGGCAAAUCGCGAGUAUAUCGAAGUGAUCACUGUUAGCAUUAAAAAGAUUACGGACUUCCUCAAUUCUUUUGAUAUGUCAUGUCGAUCUAAACUUGCUGUGUUAAAUGAAAAACUAACUACCUUGGAACGCAAAAUUGACUACUUGGAAGCUUGCGUAACCAAAGGUGAAACUCUUACAUAAACCUUCUCGCAAUCCACCUACUCAUUAUUUUACAUAGUAAUUAUAAACAUGCUGUGCAUUUUUCCAAAAAGGAACAUUGUUACUCUCAACAAAUAUCAGCCUGCCAGACACCUCUGGCAUUGGUUAAAUAAAAUAUUCAAUAGCGUCGACGAAGACCGUCGAAAAUUACUAGGAUGUGAUCGAACCUGUGCCGAAUGGCUACUACGCAACGGAGCUGCCGUAAAAUGGACUACAUCGACUGAUUUUUUAAACGAUUACAACGCCUUACCUUCCGAAGACACCCACUUACUUAUCAAAGAAGUCGACGCUUCCAAUUCAAGCAUUAGCCAUUACGGCUUUCCACACUUUGUCGGUUGCAAGCACAUCGAUAAGAUCACCUUACACAAAUGUUCGUACUUGGAAAAUCCUGCUUUACCUUUACUGAAAACUUUACGUGAUACUCUCAAGUUUCUGCAAGUGACCAGUUGUGGGAACAUUACAGAGGAGGGAUUAACUUCGUUAUCAAAUUUAAAUAAUUUAAGCAUUUUAAUAAUGGGUGAUUUUCCCUAUCUUAAGAAUAGAGAUGUCGUUUUAACACAUUUGAAUAAGGAAUUACCUAAAUGUCAGAUUACUUUUAAAUAAGUCUAUUGGGU